AUGGGCAUCCUUGAUAUUGUUCCCGCUGGUGUGCUGACCGGCGACAACGUUCGCAAAGUCUUCGAUUACGCAAAAGAGCACCAGUUCGCCAUUCCUGCUAUCAACGUGACUUCUACGUCCACCGCGAAUGCGGUUCUGGAGGCGGCUCGUGACAUCAAGUCCCCAAUCAUCAUCCAAGUGUCGCAGGGUGGAAGUGCUUACUUUGCCGGCAAGGGUCUGCCCAAUGACAAACAACAGGCGUCUAUCGUCGGUGCUAUCUCUGCUGCUCACCACGUCCGAUUGGUGUCCAAGGCCUAUGGCGUCCCUGUGAUCAUGCACAGUGAUCAUUGCGCUGAGAAGCUCCUGCCCUGGUUCGACGGUAUGCUCGAGGCCGACGAGGCCUACUUCAAGGAGCACCAAGAACCCCUCUUCUCCUCGCACAUGCUCGACCUCUCGGAGGAGUCCAAGGAGCACAACAUCGCCACCUGCGUCAAGUACUUCAAGCGUAUGGCGCCGAUCGGUCUCUGGUUGGAGAUGGAGAUCGGCAUUACCGGUGGUGAGGAGGACGGUGUCGACAACACGGGUGUCGACAAUGCUGCUCUGUACACCCAGCCCCAAGACGUGUACGACGUGCAUGCCGCCCUCAGCGCGAUUGGUCCCAACUUCAGCAUUGCAGCAGCCUUUGGAAACGUCCAUGGUGUAUACAAGCCUGGCAACGUCAAACUCCAACCCGAACUUCUGCAGAAGCACCAGCUCUACGUCGAGGAGCAGCUUAAGGUCAAGGGCACCAAGCCUCUGUACCUGGUCUUCCACGGUGGAUCCGGCUCCUCAAAAGAGGAGAUCAAGACUGCCGUCGAGAACGGUGUCGUCAAGAUGAACGUCGACACCGAUACCCAAUUCGCCUACCUCGUUGGUAUCCGGGACUUCGUCUUCAAGAAGAAGGAUUACCUCCUGACCCAGGUCGGGAACCCCGAUGGCGCGGACAAGCCUAACAAGAAGUUCUACGACCCCCGUGUAUGGGUGCGUGAGGGCGAGAAGACGCUCGUCGAGCGCGUCAAGGAGGCGUGCAAGGACCUUGGAAAUGUUGGGCGCCUAUGA
This is a messenger RNA of Cyclocybe aegerita, 1077 nucleotides long. NCBI's taxonomy places the organism in Eukaryota, Fungi, Basidiomycota, Agaricomycetes, Agaricales, Hemipholiotaceae. The record is from the annotation of a GenBank genome assembly.